Nothobranchius furzeri (turquoise killifish) is the source of this 4184-nucleotide messenger RNA. RefSeq names its product DGCR8 microprocessor complex subunit (gene dgcr8). Gene Ontology annotation, biological process: primary miRNA processing. Gene Ontology annotation, molecular function: identical protein binding; double-stranded RNA binding; heme binding. Lineage: Eukaryota; Metazoa; Chordata; Actinopteri; Cyprinodontiformes; Nothobranchiidae. The record is from RefSeq and is a predicted model, not a curated record. Gene Ontology annotation, cellular component: microprocessor complex.
AAUCAUCAAAAAGCCGGUCCAAGAAGGCGGAGCUUAUGGUGAUUUGCCGCUGUGCUUUUCUUCAAGAUGGCGGCGCUGCCACUUAGGUUGUAUGGCAACACCUCGAGAAUCAAAUAGUUUAGAAGGUGAUUAAGUUACUUGGAGGAGAGGCGCGUGUCCUGUUUAUCACUCCCAGAUGGUCGCGGUGGAGAAUGAUCAGUGCCUCUGUUCCAUAAGCUGAAUGCAUUGUGAUUUCCAGUAAUUGAGACAGUGAUUUUGAAAGCUGUCUACAUUAAUGAAAAGAGCAAUGUAGUCAGCUUAGCAUAUUCACCUCUGGUACGUGGUCUAUACGCAGGGAUGAGCUUCUGCGUCAGUGCAUGCAUCUUCAGCUGAGAUAAGGAGAGAAUCUGAAAUUUUAGCGCAGUUUCCAGUUAUUUAGACUAAAUGGAUUUCGAUGAUUUUCUACCCCCUCUUCCUUUGGAACCACCUGAUGAAUUUGAUCUAGACCAGGGCAGAGCACCUCCACCACCUCCCCUGCAAACGUCCAGUGACGCAGAGGUAAUGGACGUUAGCUCUGGUGGUGAUGGAUACACAUCCACCCCAGGGGACGGGGAAACCAACGCACAGCAGCCCAUCAGCAAGGGCUCCCUAAGUUUCUGUAGCCGCCUUUCAGAUGAGGUCACUUCCAACCCACUGUGCCCAAGAACAGCCCGCCAUGCUCCCCAGGUCGCCAGGUUUCUGCCAGACCUUAAGCAGCUCAGAGAUGUUAAGAUCCGCGUGAGCUUCACUGAGACCAGCAGCGUUAGUAACAGUAGCAAAGACAGGAAGGUGUUGUACACAGGUGAGGGGCAGGAGGUCAGAAGUGAGGAAGGCUUAGCCAGUUUUAAUGGGGGAUUGCAUGAAGUAAUAAGUAUGCAAGAAGUAGCUGGAGGUAGCUGUGGAGCUGCAAACCCAACAGGUAGAACAUCCAAUGAGAUGGAGGUAGACCUGGAAAACAAGGUUGAGUUUGCUGUCCUGGAUGAGUUGGAAGACUUUUACGAGAACCUCUUGGAUCAGGAUGAUGAGCACAGCGGCUUUAAGUCUGACACCAUAGUUCAGCGGGCACAAGCGGAUGAAGAGGCUGCAGCUUACUCCUAUGAGGGAGGAUUUGACAAUGAUGUUGACGCUCUGCUGGAGGAGGGCAUGCCCGUCCCAAAGAAGAUGCGCCUCACGGACGAUAAGUAUGCUGGAGACAGUGAUCAUCAGUCAGAUGGAGAAGGAGGUGUACAGCCCAUGAUGACCAAAAUUAAGACUGUCCUGAAGAGUCGGGGCCGUCCACCCACUGAGCCUCUACCUGAUGGAUGGAUCAUGACAUUCCAUAACUCAGGCAUUCCAGUUUACCUGCACAGAGAGACCAGGGUGGUCACCUGGUCCAGGCCCUACUUCCUCGGAACCGGCAGUAUUCGGAAACACGACCCUCCCGUCAGCAGCAUCCCUUGUCUGCAUUAUAAAAGAAUGAGGGAACAUGAGGAAAGGGAGUUGAAUGGGGAGGUUGCAUCUAAUGCAGAGGAGUCUCCGGUGAAGUCCGGUGAGGAGGUUGAUGCUGAAGAAACGGCUGGAACGUCAGUGGAAGAGCAGGAUGUUCUCCCUUCAUCCAGCAUCACUGGCAGCUGCCAGGAUGAAGAGCCUGCAGCUGAUAACCUGCAGAGUAAAGAGUCGCAGUCCUGCGACAUUGCUCAAGGAGCGUUGGGGCAGGUCAAGGCCAAGGUGGAGGUGUGCAAGGAUGAGUCCAUAGAACUUGAAGAGUUUCGUCUGUACCUGGAAAAAUGCUUCGACUUUGAACAAGUUACUGUUAAGAAGUUUCGCACAUGGGCUGAGCGACGACAGUUCAACAGAGACAUGAAAAGGAAGCAGGCCGAGUCAGAGCGGCCCAUUCUGCCUGCCAACCAGAAACUCAUCACACUGUCGGUCCAAGACGCGCCUACUAAGAAAGAGUUUGUCAUUAAUCCUAAUGGGAAGUCAGAAGUUUGCAUCCUACAUGAAUAUAUGCAGCGCGUGCUGAAGGUCCGACCUGUUUACAACUUUUUUGAUUGUGAGAACUCAAGCGAACCCUUUGGAGCUUCAGUUAUUAUAGACGGAGUCACUUACGGCACAGGAACUGCGAGCAGUAAGAAACUUGCCAAGAACAAAGCUGCUCGAGCCACACUGGAAAUCCUCAUCCCUGACUUUGUGAAGCAGACCUCGGAGGAGAAACCUGCCGAAGGUGACGAGCUGGAGUAUUUUAAUCAUAUCAGUAUAGAAGACUCUAGAGUGUAUGAGCUGACCAACAAAGCAGGACUUCUUUCGCCAUAUCAGAUUCUUCAUGAGUGCCUUAAAAGAAACCAUGGGAUGGGAGACACUAGCAUUAAAUUUGAGGUGAUCCCAGGAAAAAACCAGAAGAGUGAAUAUGUUAUGACGUGUGGGAAACAUACUGUUCGAGGCUGGUGUAAGAACAAAAGGGUUGGCAAACAGCUAGCCUCUCAAAAGAUCUUGCAGAUGCUGCACCCUCAUGUUAAGAACUGGGGCUCAUUGCUACGAAUGUACGGCAGAGAAAGCAACAAGAUGGUCAAGAAGGAGAGCUCCGACAAGAGUGUGAUUGAGCUUCAGCAGUAUGCCAAAAAGAACAAGCCAAACCUUCACAUCUUGAACAAACUGCAAGAGGAGAUGCAAAAGCUGGCAGCUCAGAGGGAGGAGACGAGAAAGAAACCCAAGAUGACCAUAAUGGAGUCUGCCCAGCCGGGGAGUGAGCCUCUCUGCACUGUUGAUGUUUAAUUCUCAUAAAUCACUGAUGAACCACCGCACUGAAAGCCGGUCACUGUCAAAGGUCACCCCCACGACGAAAGUAUGCAUCUCUGAGACAAAAGGACGGUGUAGUCCCACGUUUGACCAGCUGGCUUCCCUCACACACACACCCUCUCGUGACUGAGCAGAUUGUUAUAAUGGUAGGACUAAAUGCACUUACAGACCCCCGACUAAAUACCUCUCUAGUUGCAGCUUUCUACGGCACUGAAACUUUAUUGAUUAAAAUAUGAACCACAUCAGAUUACAGCAUGCAUACGUGUUUAAUCCAUAAAAACCUCUGUGCUAAUUGGUUUCUCGGUCAGUGUUUUCUAGUCACAAUCUCAUGGUUUCAGUGCUUGAAGUGUUUGAAAGGGACUACUAUUUGUACUUUUACCAUUCAAAUGAUUGGAAAUAAAACUUUCUGGUUUAUUUAGUGUUUUAAUCGUAGUUUCUGGAUAUUUUGGGUGAGGAAUGCAAUUGUUCCGUUUUAUCAAUGAGAAGUUGUCGUCUUGCUUUGCAUGACAAGAACAUGCGUUGUGAAGUGAUCACUGUUCAGAACUAUUGGUGUGUGUGCGUGUGUGUGUGUGAUGUUCUUGUUGUUGGUCUGACUGCUUCUGAGACUUGGGUGGACGCUUUGUUUUGCUUUGGUUCUUCACCCCAUCCUGGCUCUGCUGUAAACCCAGUCCAGAGCCCGAGUCCUUUACUCCUACCCUACUGCCAUGCACCGGUUGCUUUAGACAUUUCAUUUCUGAUGCCCUUCUUUUAAAAAGGUAAAUGAAGUUGGCUACAUGUUGCCUUAGUUGAACCAUUUCAUGAAGGGCUCAAGUGCUAAAUGUUACAUCGGACCUAGAAUAACCUUCAGCAGGAAGUGGGAGACCAAGGCCCAUUCACAUGAUGAAGCAUUUAACAGUCAGGUAAAUAUAUUUAAGGCCUGUUCAGUGUCACGAGUAGAGUAGUAAGCAGCAUGUGCAGAAUUUUACGAGUCGUCUAUGGAUCGUGGUUUCUUGUGUUUGCCAUCAUUCUUGCUGUAUAACCACAGGAGAACAUUUCAAAAGGCAGCCUUGUAAAAGCUGAAGAAACUGUGUAUACCAAAGCUUACAUGCAGUCUUAUGCAUUGUGUAGACUCCUUAGUGUUGCUGUAGUUGAACAGAUCUGAACGCUCCAUUUGCUGCAGCAAAGGACAGCUGAGCUUUUCUACAGCGUCGGUUUCAGCUCAUCUGAUGCUUUGAGAAUGUGCUUUUCCUUCUGUACACAUCCUGUCAACUCUGUGCUGGUGUGAAGAGAAAUAAAAUCUUGGUUUUAUGUUGUAACAAUAAAAUGUUGCUUUUAGAAGCUGAUGUAUUGCAACCUGACUUCUACCAUUUGAGCGACAUUUGAUAUGCAAAAUAAAAUGACUAAUGACUUCA